This is a messenger RNA of Besnoitia besnoiti, 1872 nucleotides long. Its product is annotated as putative EFHC1. Lineage: Eukaryota; Apicomplexa; Conoidasida; Eucoccidiorida; Sarcocystidae. Bases 1 to 1872 code for a protein of 623 amino acids. The transcript has 15 exons. The record is from RefSeq and is a predicted model, not a curated record.
AUGAUCAGGCCGCAGAACACCUGGAGAGAUGGAAGCACCUUUCCGAAGGCGACAACUCGCGACCACUACCAUAGGGAAGAGCCCCAAACUGUCAAACUCCCAGCUGCCGACGUGCUUGAACACAAAGUACUGCGAUUCUUUUGUUUCUUCAAGUCUCAUGUGGACGAAGACGGAACACAAAAUAUCCGGAUUCAAAGGUGCCACCUGUACUACUACUUGGAGGACGACACGGUACAGAUCGAAGAGCCACAGAUCGACAACAGCGGUCUCCGCCACGGAACUUUGGUCAGGCGUAAUCGCGUGCCAAAGGCAGAUAAUCCGUCAGAGUACAUAUCUGCUUCGGACCUCCGCGUCGGACAGAACAUCACUGUCUACGGUAAAACUUUUCGAAUAGCGGACUGCGACAAGUUUACGAGGGAGUGGUACAAAAAUGCAGGAUGUGAGCAGCCUCUCUCAGAAGAAAUUCCUCAGGACAGCUUUCUUGCGAGGCGUCGGAUAGAGCAACAGCAUAACUGCAGAGUUCCCAUGAGUUACGACAAACAGUACCGUGAAGUGAUGCUGGGAGGAGGCUUCAUCAAUCAGGACAUGCAGCAAUUCAUGGAAAAAGACCGCAUGGUCUGCAGGUUUUUCGCCAUCUACGAUGAUUCGCUGAGCACCACGUUCGAGCGAAGGUCCAUGGUAAUUCUGUUUUAUCUGUGCGACAAUACCAUUGAAAUUCGCGAACACCUUCCGCCGAACAGUUCCCGUCCGCACUUCCCGGUCUUCUUCAGAAGGCGCAAGCUCCCGAAAACGAAAAUUGGCCCUUUGGGACCGUGUGAUCCCUUACUCAAGAAAGAGGACUACUUUCAAGUCACGGAUUUCAAGGUCGGAUCGCUAAUACGGAUGCUCGACGUUGACUUUUUCAUAUACGACGCCGACGGAUUUACCAGAAACUACUUCAGCCAAGAGUUCAACAUAUCGCUCGAUCCAGCUAUCGACGUGCGCAUCGGCCUGCCCGUCCCCAUCGUUGAACCAGUCCCACGGUUUACUGGACACGGUACCGACAGCGGCUUUACGACGACGGCACCAUACGAAGCGCUGAGUCAGAAAAUCGGAGGGCACAAGAAGACCAACGAACUUGAUGGCAAAUGCCUCCGUUACCUGGCUCACUUGGUGGAGUGUCUCGCUCCGGGUCAAAAACCACGUCUCUUUUGUCUUGAAUUCCACCUGGGGGACGAGGAAGUUGCCAUCACGGAGAUCAACCAAAGGAACGUCGGAACCUCUGGUGGGAAGUUCCUGCAAAAGGGCAGCUACAAGAGCGAAGACAGUAAACGAACCCUCAUGCCAAGUGACUUUCGUCUAGGGGCAGAAAUCCGCAUCAAUGGGCACCUGUUCCGCGUGAUUAAUGCCGAUAAUUUUACCAAAAAUUACAUGAAGACAGGGAGGAUCGCUUGUCCACAAGCAGAUCUUCAUCGUGCUCUGGGGCGUUUGAGAGACUCGAUGAGAGAGAGGUUAACAACCCUUCGCGAAAUGUUUCGUGACCUCGACCAGCAAUCGGCAGACGCCUCCUCAAACAUGGCGAAAUGCGAAAAAAUGCUGGAAGAGGCAGAGGCAAUGAAAAUAGCAGUUAAGAACAUUCAACAUCUCUUCUACCAACAGCCACGGCUUCUGCACAAACUGAUUAAGGAAUUCAGUCACCUCACCGUGGGGAAGACGGUGACGGAUAGUCAAGUAUGUGAGGCACUGAGUUCAAUAGGCCACGCAUUUCCAUUGAAAACAGUUCAGAGGUGCAUCGCAUACCUGCUUCCUGAGGCGUCUUUCCAAGAAGUUCAAUACAUGCAGUUCAUUCAGGCGCUAAGCACGACGUAUAACGACUUGCCUGCGGAUAGGUGA